AUGAAAUUCAAUUCCUCAUUAUGCGUAUUGUCAGCUGUUACAGUCUCGUGUGGAUGUCAGGCUUGGUGGUGCGCAUGCGUGGAGAGGCAAGGUUCGGGCAGCGAGGGUGGUGUCGACGGCGUGGCCUGUAGCGGCGGCUGGAGCUGGUGGUUUGUGUUGGAGCAGCUGGAUGGUGAUGAAGAGGUGCUGUUGCUGGACUGGCAAUGUCUGGCUGCCAGCGUUGACUAUCCACAAGAUGUUGUUGAUGCUGGCGGAGAGGAUUAUGGUCCCACCGGAGCAGAGGUUGAUGUUGCUUUCGCUUGGUUUGUUGAACCCAACAUCGGUUCAUCAAAGUGGCUCAUUUCUAGUUUGGAUGUGGACUUCGGUGUCAGGGCAAGAUUGAGACAGAAGUUCUGUCUCAAAAACAACCUAAUGCAGCUUAUCUUGUGA
This is a messenger RNA of Dovyalis caffra, 429 nucleotides long. The record is from the annotation of a GenBank genome assembly. Lineage: Eukaryota; Viridiplantae; Streptophyta; Magnoliopsida; Malpighiales; Salicaceae.